AUGCAUCUGAAAAUCAAGCCGGGCGAGGUUUCCCGUUAUGUCCUGACACCGGGCGAUCCGGGGCGCGUCCCCGUGAUUGGAGAAGCCUGGGAUUCAUUUUCGGAAGUUGCCCAUCAUCGCGAGUAUCGCACCAUUCGCGGCAAGAUCGACGGUGUCGAUAUCUCGGCCUGCUCGCAUGGAGUGGGCGGCCCCUCGACCGACAUCGCGGUCGUGGAACUGUCCAAUUGCGGGGCCGACACGUUCAUCCGCGUGGGCUCGUGCGCGGCGCUGCAGCCGGAAAUGGCACCGGGCGACCUGAUCAUCUCGACCGGUGCCCUGCGCCUAACCGGCACCGUCGAUGCCUAUGUCGACAAGGCCUACCCGGCAGUGGCCGACCACGAGGUGCUCAUGGCAUUGAUCCAGGCCGCCGAAGAGUUGGGAGAAACCUAUCAUGUGGGCCUGGCCGCCAGCGUGGACAGUUUUUAUGCCGGGGAGGUCAACCCAAUGCCGGGUGAUUUCCGGCAAUCGAAAAUGGACACCGUUCUUGAAGACCUGACCCGGGCCCGGGUCGCCAAUUUCGAGAUGGAAGCGGCGACGAUCUUCACGUUGUGCCAGUUGUUCGGCUUCCGGGGCGGCAUGAUUUGUUCGGUCGGCGCCAAUCGCGUCACGCGCGAGCGGGCGGACUCGGCGGACUCGAUAAAGCGAUGCUGCGCCGUGGCCAGCCGUGCCGUGGUCAUUCUCGCCGGUUGGGACGCUCAAAAGCAGCGUUCGGGCAAGCGUCAUUUCUAUCCAGCGCUCGCCAGCGCCUGA
Messenger RNA from Symbiodinium necroappetens, 789 nucleotides. The record is from the annotation of a GenBank genome assembly. NCBI's taxonomy places the organism in Eukaryota, Dinophyceae, Suessiales, Symbiodiniaceae.